CAUGACGUCGCCCCAUAGUGAAGCGAAUGUUACAGUUCGCGGGUACGCGCGUCCCUCCCUUCCCCUCCUCCCCUUCUGCUCCGUGACUCCCUUACUUCCGCUUCUCUGAUGGCUCAGACGGCGGCGGUGGCGACGGCCCUAGGGUCCGGUGCUGGAGACAAACCUUGGUUAUGGAGGCCAGAGUGAGAGUUUUCAUCUAAAGUAGUGGGCUCAGGUUUACUUUGACAGACCAAAUAGGAGCAAAUACAUCGCCCGACUGAGAGUAGUUUGGAAGUAGGAUUUUAUUUAUUUAUUUAUUUUUUUUUCUUGCAAGUGGGUUGAAACUUCAAUCUGAGCCACAGUGAACGCUUUUAAUUAUGAUCUGUGCUAUGCACAUAACUAAAUGAAACCGUAGUGGCAUAGAAGACAUGAGUUUGCAUCGCCAGAUGGGUUCAGAUCGGGACCUACAGUCGUCUACUUCCUCUGUCAGCCUUCCCCCUGUGAAAAAGGCACCAAAGAAACGGAGGAUGCCAUGGGGAUCUAUAUUCCGCAAGAAAAAGGACCCAAAACGCAAAUCAAGGGAUCUGAGCGUUGGCGUAGAUGGGAUUGCAAGCAUAGAAAGCAUUCACUCGGAGAUGUGCACGGACAAGAACAACAUAUUUGCUGCUGUUUUGAACUCUUCUGAGAACGGAGUCAUUGCCUCUGCCAGCAAGCAGAAUGGAGACUUUAUGGAGUGUCCCUUGUGCCUUUUACGGUACUCAAAGGACAAGUUCCCCGAAAUAAUGACCUGCCAUCACAGGUCGUGCGCAGAUUGCUUGCGCCAGUACUUAAGGAUAGAAAUUUCUGAAAGCAGGGUCAACAUCAGUUGCCCAGAAUGCUCUGAACGCUUUAACCCUUAUGACAUCCGCUUAAUACUAAAUGAUGAUGUGCUGAUGGAGAAGUACGAGGAGUUCAUGCUCAGGAGGUGGCUUGUUGCAGAUCCUGAUUGCCGGUGGUGUCCAGCUCCAGACUGUGGGUUUGCCGUGAUUGCCUUUGGCUGUGCCAGCUGUCCAAAGUUAACCUGUGGCCGAGACGGUUGUGGGACGGAGUUCUGCUAUCACUGUAAACAGAUCUGGCAUCCAAACCAAACAUGCGACGCUGCGCGCCAAGAGCGAGCCCAGAGCUUGCGCUUGAGGACAAUCCGCUCUUCUUCUAUAAGUUAUAGCCAGGAAUCUGGAGCUGCAGCGGAUGACAUUAAGCCUUGCCCUCGCUGUGCUGCCUACAUCAUCAAGAUGAACGACGGGAGCUGUAACCACAUGACGUGCGCUGUGUGCGGCUGUGAGUUCUGCUGGCUCUGCAUGAAGGAAAUCUCAGACCUACAUUAUCUCAGUCCUUCUGGAUGCACAUUUUGGGGGAAGAAGCCAUGGAGCAGAAAGAAAAAGAUCCUCUGGCAACUAGGAACCCUGGUGGGGGCACCGGUGGGCAUAGCACUGAUAGCUGGAAUUGCCAUUCCUGCCAUGAUAAUUGGCAUCCCUGUAUAUGUGGGACGAAAGAUUCACAAUCGUUACGAAGGCAAAGACAUUUCAAAGCACAAGAGGAAUCUGGCCAUCGCAGGUGGUGUCACCUUGUCUGUCAUUGUGUCGCCAGUUGUGGCAGCAGUAACUGUCGGUAUCGGUGUUCCGAUUAUGUUAGCCUAUGUCUAUGGAGUGGUCCCCAUCUCACUGUGCCGAAGUGGCGGCUGCGGGGUUUCUGCUGGCACCGGCAAAGGAGUCCGGAUUGAAUUUGAUGAUGAGAAUGAUAUCAAUGUCGGUGGCACAAAUACCGCUACAGAUGCCACGUCCGUUGCAGAAGCGCGCAACAACCCCAGCAUCGGAGAAGGAAGUGUAGGUGCCAUGACGGGCAGCUUGAGUGCCAGUGGGAGUCACUUGGAAAGAAUUGGAACCAUCCGGGAUAACCUUAGCGAAACUGCUAGCACCAUGGCACUGGCUGGGGCCAGCAUCACCGGCAGCCUGUCCGGAAGUGCUAUGGUGAAUUGCUUUAAUAGGCUGGAAGUGCAAGCAGACGUACAGAAGGAAAGAUACAGUCUGAGCGGAGAAUCCGGAACUGUGAGCUUAGGAACCAUUAGUGACAACGCCAGUACCAAGGCAAUGGCUGGCUCCAUCCUGAAUUCCUACAUCCCAUUGGACAGGGAUGGCAACAGUAUGGAGGUGCAGGUGGAUAUUGAGUCCAAGCCAGCCAAGUUCAGGCACAACAGUGGAAGCAGCAGCGUGGAUGAUGGCAGUGCCCCAAGUCGCAGUAAUGCUGGCGGCUCCACUGCUUGCCUGACUGAGAGCAAAGGCAGCGCCACCAAAUGGUCCAAAGAAGCCACUGCGGGUAAAAAAUGCAAAGGGAAACUGAGGAAAAAAAGCAGCACAAAGAUAAACGAGACGAGGGAGGAUAUGGACGCUCAGCUGCUGGAGAAGCAAAGCACAAAUUCCAGUGAAUUUGACUCGCCGUCCCUGAGUGACAGCAUCCCAUCAGUGGCCGACUCCCACUGCAGCCAUUUCUCUGAAUUCAGCUGCUCCGAUAUGGAAAGCAUGAAAACAUCCUGCAGCCACGGCUCCAAUGACUACCACUCACGCUUCGCCACCGUCAGUCCCCUCCCAGAGGUAGAGAACGACCGCCUGGAGAACUCGCCACACCAGGGUGCUAUGGUUACGGUGGCACCACCGGCCCAGUGCGCAGAUGUCUCCCAGCUGGGUUACAUAGCAGAGGAGAACCUGUCUCCGAAUGUCUCGAGCAGAGACGAGGAGGCUGGGGCAACACAGUUGGAAGGACACCGUGCAAUCCAGACAGAUAUCUAGCGCUCUCAUUGCUGCAAUACUUCUCACCACUAGCCAGCCCUGCUCACACGAAAGCUUUGCCUCAGCUCGGCUGCAGCCAUUAAACGGAGCAAGCGGACUGUAUCAGGCACCUUCCACUGUUAUGGUUCUUGCAAUGCAGUUUUAUUUAAGGACGAAAAAGGUCCCUUUUUCCAAAUUCUGCUCUUUUGCACCUGGAACCGACACCCAAUAUGGUGAACACGGUUCCAUCGAUGACAAGAUUGUGAUGCGUCGGCUUGCGUUCACCAUACGCCAGGACUCUUUAUCAUAGCGAGAUUCACUCGCUAAUGCUGGGGUUACCUUCAUUCCACGGGAUUGUUUUGUUUUUAUUCAGUUGCUACUAGAGGGUUAUGCAAUGUACACGAAACGCGCCUCUCUCGGCCAGGAGACACCAAGCCCCACAGAGCAGGGUUGCGGUUAUUCUUUUGUUUUUGCACAACUUGUUGAAAGGGCAGCUGGUACAAAAAGUAUUAACCAAGUUAGGGCAUCACUUGGGCUCACUGUGUUCAGUAUCGUCACAGAGUGACAGCCACUUGGCAGCAUUCUAGCAGGGCAGACUGGGUCACCUAUGGGAUAAGACCACCCUCUGUCGAUUAUCGGUGCCUUUAAACAAAGACUGGGUCGUAAGUGCCUGGUCCUUUAAUGCUGGUUUUCCUUGAAGUCCUCUCUGGCCACCUGAGGGCUGGGACACUGGGCAGAUCAGUGACUGUGCUAGAAUCUAGAUUUAUGUGAUAUUAAUGCAACUGUAUUCGCCUACCAAAGACUCACUCAGGCUUCAGAGGAAAUCUAACAACAUCUUCCCCACCCUGCAAAUGACUUCUCCGAUAGUAAUACAAAGCACAGUGCAGAUCAUGCACCCGUUGGCUGAUUCACGGCGGAUAAGGAAUCAUUUGUUUAUGCUUCUAGCUUACCCAAAUAAGCGCUAAUAUGGAGGGGUCAGAGCACCAGGACUGUCCAUCUUUGCAAUGGGUUUCCCUUUAAUGAUGCAAAAACAAAAGUUGUCGGUAUGGAAACAGUCUCAUCCUGUUCCCUCAGUCUUGCCAAGAUGGUGCUACUUGAAUGUUCCCGAGUGAUUAAAGUUUAUUGCCAUGUUCCGCAGGCCUAAUCCGUGAUUCUUCUUACCAGUUUAACCUGCUUAUAACACUAGUGCCAGACCUAUUGGACAGAGCUUGUUCUCGUAUUUGUAUAUUUGUUUGCAAUAUUUUGCUGAAUAAUAUGCGUGUAUACUGCAUACCCGAAUAAAUGUCUAAGUGCUAAG
Molecule: messenger RNA, 4077 nt
Organism: Xenopus tropicalis (tropical clawed frog)
Lineage: Eukaryota; Metazoa; Chordata; Amphibia; Anura; Pipidae
Gene: rnf19a
Product: ring finger protein 19A, RBR E3 ubiquitin protein ligase
Exons: 11
Coding region: 408-2801 (797 amino acids)
Biological process (GO): protein ubiquitination
Cellular component (GO): membrane
Molecular function (GO): ubiquitin-protein transferase activity; zinc ion binding; metal ion binding
Source: RefSeq, a predicted model, not a curated record